This is a messenger RNA of Argiope bruennichi, 810 nucleotides long. It is a transcript of the gene Rpp25, whose product is annotated as ribonuclease P protein subunit p25-like protein. The coding region runs from base 142 to 690 and encodes 182 amino acids. Gene Ontology annotation, cellular component: ribonuclease MRP complex. The record is from RefSeq and is a predicted model, not a curated record. Lineage: Eukaryota; Metazoa; Arthropoda; Arachnida; Araneae; Araneidae. Gene Ontology annotation, biological process: tRNA 5'-leader removal. Gene Ontology annotation, molecular function: RNA binding. The transcript has 6 exons.
CUAUUUAUUUAUAUUUUCCGAAAUUUGAGCGUGUUCGAAAAAUGUGCACGUCUGAGUCUUAAAAAUAGGUUUAAGUAAAGUUUGCAUACUUUGUAUUCUUUUGUAAUUUGUUAUUGCUAGUUUCCAAUAAUUUAUAUUAAAAUGGCUACUAAAUCUGUGUUAUCUGAGCAUUAUGAAAAAGGAGAAGUGACCGUUAAAGAUAAAGAUCCGAAAGCUGAUUUCAAACAUUUGCCUGAAAAUAUCUUGGUAGUGAGAGUGAAACGAGGCAGCAAAGUCAAGAAUAUAAUGGGAUUUGUUGAAAAAACUCUUAAGGAUGAAAAUAACAGGCAGUUAGUAUUUUCUGGUUGUGGAGAUGCUAUUGAAAAGACAAUAACUUGUGUUGAAAUCACUAAAACAAAAUUUAAAGGUUUACAUCAAAUUACUAAACUAAGUGUUCUGAGUGUUCUGGAAUUUUGGGAACCAAAGCAACCUGAGCUUGACAGGUUACAAGUCACUAGAGAAAUACCUACUGUAUCUAUUUUACUUUCUAAGGACCAAUUAGAUUCAAAUGAACUUGGCUAUCAAGCUCCUAGUAGUAAAGAUAAGUCUCCAAAGAAAAGUUUUAAAAGAAAGAAAACAGACCAGAGGCCCAAAAAUCAGGCAGAAGGUGAGAAUUCUGUGAGAGAAAAAGUUGUUGAAGCAGAAACAUGAUUCAGAAAACUGAAUUUUGAAGAUUCCUGCACUAUAAAAAAUGUUUUUAGACUCAUGUUUUUGAGUAUGUACAUAAUUUAUACAUAUGAUACAUAUGUAAAUAAAGCAUUUAAUUACACA